AUGACGAUGCACUCCGCCUUGUCAAGAUCCACCAAGAUCAAGCAGCCCCGCUUCCUCAAGCUGAACGACGACGUGGACGAGACCAAGCAGAAGUUGCACGAUGCGAGCCCCAGUACACCAGGUGCUGCGUCUUUCUUGUCGCGGCUCUUCGUCAACCCCAUCAUGAACACUGGCAACUUGCGGCAGCUCAACUUCGAAGACCUGUGGGAGCUAGACGGAGAAAUCCGCUCAGCCGCAGCAUUGCAGGAUGUGUGGCUCGGCGUUUUCUUCGCUUCACGCUUCGUUGAUGCAAUCCUGUCGACGCAAAUGAACUACGCCUUGGAGCUGAUAGCGUUGCGUCUCACGGUGACAUUGAAAACGCUGCUCUUCCAGAAGGCUAUGCGUCGCAGUCUCCAGACGAAAAACGACCCCGAUGCUGUGGAUAUUUCCAACCUGUUGACUUCGGAUGUCAAUAACGUGCUGUGGGCAGCGUUUCAGGUCAACAAGCUCUGGAUUAUCCCGACUCAGAUCGUCGUGGCCGUGUGGAUGCUUUACGUUGUCAUUGACCUCGCUGCGAUUGCUGGGCUGGCUGUCAUCGCGCUAUUGAUGCUGAUAAGUUAUUUUCUUGCCAAGCUCUCGGGGGCAGCUUUCGUCGACGUCAUGAAGAGCAAAGACGACCGACUCGGCGUUAUCAAGGAGGUCUUCAACGCCGUUCAGAUUGUAAAACUUAACGCGUGGGAGGGCAAGUUCACUGAGAAGAUCCGACCCGCCCGUACCAUUGAGUUGCGGCUGUGCAGCGAUAUCUCUAUCUUGGUGCCGUCAAUAUUACUAUCCUCUGGUCAUCGCCACUGGCAGUCUCGGCCGUAUCAUUCGCAGUUUAUUCAGAUGUUCAUUCAAGCCAAGAUUUCGAUCAGCCGAUUCGCGGAUUACCUCUUGCUGGACGAAUUCAACCCGACCAACGUCACACGCGAUGACCCAGCGCAGCCAGACGAUGUCGUGAUGGCUAUUGAAGACGGCACCUUCGGCUGGACGAAGGAGGCGGCGCUGCUAAACCACGUGAACCUCACCGUGAAACAGGGCGACCUGGUCAUCGUGCACGGCUCUGUCGGCAGCGGCAAGUCUUCGCUGUGUUCGGCGCUGCUGGGAGAAAUGAACAAGCUGGCCGGCAACGUCUUCAGUCAGAUCUUCGGCGACUGCAUCUGCAACUUGCUGGCGGACAAGACGGUGGUGCUGGUGACGCACAGCGCCGACAUCAUCGCGAGUGAAGCUGCGAACGUGGAGGUGCUGGUGGAAAGUGGGAAAUUGAAGGCGACUCGACACGAUGUUGCAUUGCCUCGGUGCUCGUACACGCUCCCAGUGUCUCCUCGUUCGGUAAAGGACGACGCCAGUCAUGACGGAGAGAGCAACGCUAACAAGGAUAAGGAUGCUGGGCGGUUGAUCGACGAUGAGGAGCGUGAAGAAGGCCGCGUGUCCAAGGAGGUGUUCUCGAGCUACUUCGACUCGCUCGGUGGCGUCAAGGUGUGCGUGUUCCUUUUCGCAGUGCAGACGCUAUGGCAGGUUUUCCAGAUCGGGAGUGACUUGUGGCUGAGUCACUGGACCGGACAGAAGAACGGAUCGUACAACCCGGAUGACACUGUGUACAACGUGAAGGUGUAUGCUUGGCUUGGUGCUGGCACUGCCAUCAUGGUGCUGGUCCGCGCGGCAACUGUGGCAGUUGUCGGCCUUCGAGCAUCACGACAGCUCUUCGACAACAUGACGGUGUCUUUGCUGAGAGCCCCGCAUCGCUUCUUCGAUGCUAACCCCAUCGGCCGCAUCGUGAACCGCUACGGUGAUGACAUGUCGGCUGUGGAUUUCAUGAUAUCAUUCGCUUUUCAGGAGUUUCUCGGGCUGCUUUUCUUCGCGGCGUGUCAACUGGCGACUGCUGUGUACAUGAUAAACUUUUUGGGCGCUCUGGUCAUCCCGCUUGUGUGGAUCUACAUGAGGAUUGGAAACCAUUACAUGGCUCCGUCACGAGAGACGGCGCGUUUGUGGAAAAUAUCAGCGUCGCCCAUUCUGAGUUACGUGAGUCAGUCCGGCGAUGGCAUUGCCGUCGUUCGUGCGUUUGGGCAAGAAACGGUGGAGCGCAUGGAAGCUGAAAACUUCCGCCGCAAUGACGUGAACAGCAAAGCCUGGCUUGCGCAAAUGGUGUUCAAACACUAG
Messenger RNA from Phytophthora sojae, 2178 nucleotides. RefSeq lists its product as hypothetical. The coding region runs from base 1 to 2178 and encodes 725 amino acids. Gene Ontology annotation, molecular function: ATP binding; ABC-type transporter activity; ATP hydrolysis activity. Gene Ontology annotation, cellular component: membrane. NCBI's taxonomy places the organism in Eukaryota, Oomycota, Peronosporomycetes, Peronosporales, Peronosporaceae. The record is from RefSeq and is a predicted model, not a curated record. Gene Ontology annotation, biological process: transmembrane transport. The transcript is spliced from 4 exons.